UAAAGGCCCUGGGGUUGGGAGCAGGGGGAGGUGGUGCUAUUGCAUCCUGAGCAGAAAAGUCAGCUGAGUGUAUAGGCAGUGCAUGAGCGCAAGAGGAGAGAAAGCCCGCAGGAGAGACCUAUAGGAAUCCGUGGAGAAUAGGAAGAUCUUUUGAACACAGAGGAUACAAAUCUGGGUGCAAUUUUUCCGAGCCAGGCUUUUUUACGCAUCCACCAUCAAGUUUAUUUUUCCCAUAUUAUGCGUUUUUUCUCAUUGGAGUUUCUUUAUGGGCAAGCCAAGGAUUGUUGGAAGGAGCAUGGUGUUUAGAUCCGCAUAGUGAAGUUGGGCACAUAAAGAAAACUCCGUGGAAGUAGAGAAGGCAGAAAGAGUGGCCCAUUGAGUAUCAGCAGCCCAUCAUUUGCUACAAAGGGUCUCUUUGUAACCAAGGCCCAUUGCACUCAGGACAUCAAGCAGUGGCCAUUGGUUAUUUAAUGUGUUCCACCUCAAGACACUGCAAAUUGAUGCAUCCUGCCUACGUUCUGUGCUUCUGUGUGGCACUGCACCCAAGGGCCACCUUAUAAAGCUGCCACCCUAGCCAUGGGCCCUCAGGUGCUUUUAUGAUCAUGGGCUAACCACAGAACCAACAUUGAUACAGAUCAUGCUUUUUUGCACCUUGUAUGGUGAGAUACAUGUGUUGAAGAAAGCAAGGUGUUGAAGCAAAAAAAGUAAUUCUGGCACAUACAUCUUUAAUGAACAAAUGGCUUUAUCAGGCUGCCCAGAUGCAUUCUUACAUCCCUACUACCAGGAUAAUGUCGAUCAAACGACAGCUUGCUCCCCGAGAGGUCUGGUGGAAACGGGAUUCACAUCUAAGAGAAUAUCACUAAACCCUGAUGAUGAUGUUGAUCUAGAGGCCCUGGUAAAUGAUAUGAACUCCUCACUGGACAACCUUUACUCCACAUGCACCAGUGUCUCUGAAUCUGUGCCACUUUUAAAAAAUGGUCAGCUUAACAGAAGCCAACUACCAAACUCAGGAACCAACUCUCUUCCGUCCAUGCCUCAUAAACAGAAGCUUCAGCGUUCCCAACCAAUGCAUAUACAUGCAGUCCGGCGUCUCCAAGAGGAACAGCUGCGCACAUCAUCUUUGCCGGCAAUUCCAAAUCCAUUUCCAGAACUUUGCACUCCAGCCAGUUCACCAGUUCUUGUACCAGGGUCUUUACCUCAAAAUCAGCCAGUAGGCAAGAAAAGUGUGGUUAAAGUCUUUAGUGAAGAUGGGACAAGCAAAGUGGUGGAAAUUCUAGCAGACAUGACAGCCAGGGACUUCUGCCAGCUACUGGUUUACCAAAGUCAUUGUGUGGAUGAUAACAGCUGGACGCUAGUGGAGCACCACCCUCACCUAGGAUUAGAAAGAUGCCUAGAGGAUCAUGAAAUGGUGGUCCAUGUACAAUCAAUGAUGUCAAGUGAAAGCAAGUUUCUGUUCAGAAAGAAUUAUGCAAAAUAUGAAUUUUUUAAGAAUCCUGUGAAUUUCUUUCCAGAACAGAUGGUGGCUUGGUGUCAACAAUCAAAUGGCAGCAUUCCCCAGUCUCAAUUACUGCAGAAUUUUUUAAAUGCCAACAGUUGCCCUGAAAUUCAAGGCUUUUUGUAUGUAAAGGAGGUGGGGAAGAAAUCUUGGAAAAAAUUAUUUGUGUGUCUGCGACGAUCUGGCCUUUACUGCUCCACAAAAGGAAUGUCAAAGGAACCAAGGCAUUUGCAAGGAAUCUCAGACCUAGAAGAUAGCAAUAUUUAUUCAUUGAUAAGCUGCAAGAAACUUUAUAAUGCGCCAACAGAUUUUGGAUUUUGUGUCAAGCCCAACAAAGUGAGAAAUGAGGUUAAAGAGCUGCGUUUUUUAUGUGCAGAAGAUGAACAAAGCAGGACUUGUUGGAUGACAGCAUUCAGGCUUCUCAAGUAUGGGAUGUUGCUUUAUCAAAACUACAGAAUUCCACAGCAGAAAAAAAGCUUGCACACAAACUUUUCUACCCCAGUGAGGAGUGUAUCAGAAAAUUCCUUAGUUGCAAUGGAUUUCUCUGGGCAGACUGGAAGAGUUAUUGAAAAUCCAGUAGAAGCACAAAGUGCUGCUAUGGAGGAAGGCCAUGCUUGGAGGAAACGCAGCUCACGACUGAAUGUUCUUGGUAGCCAAAGUCCACUUCAUCCUUCCACACUAAGCACAGUAAUUCAUAGGACACAACAUUGGUUUCAUGGCAGAAUUUCUAGAGAGGAAUCGCAAACUAUCAUUAAGCAACAGGGGCUUGUGGAUGGGCUUUUCCUUUUAAGAGACAGCCAGAGCAACCCAAAGGCAUUUGUGCUUACACUGUGUCAUCACCAGAAAAUAAAGCAUUUCCAGAUUUUACCAUGCGAAGAUGAUGGUCAGCUAUUUUUCAGCCUUGAUGAUGGGAAUACCAAAUUUAUGGAUCUAAUACAACUUGUUGAGUUUUAUCAGCUAAACAAAGGUGUCCUGCCCUGCAAGCUCAAACACCACUGCAUUAGAGUGGCCUUAUGACCUCAGGCAUAGACUAUAGGGAUGGUCUUGGCUUGGGUGGGAAGAAGGCAUGUUUUAACAUGCACCUUGUGACUCUGAUGUAAGCAGCUGGUGCCAACUCAUCAUUAUUCUCUGGUUUAAAAUAGGUCUACAAGGAGUUGUCAUGUUCCAUUGUCCCCAGUGGCAAAGCUGGGUGUGUUGACUGAAAAAAAUUAAGCAAACACCUGCAAUCAUUUUUAGGCUGGGUUGUUCACCAGUUAAAAGUGUUGAUCAAUACUGCAAGUUGGGUUGGCUAGAAAUGGGAAUUAGUUUAGCAAGUGGGUAGGUGUGAAUAAGGACUAUUGCCCUGGAGUAAUCUUGACAAUAAAGACUGGUCUGUUUACUUUUUUUAUUUUUAAAUUGAAAUACAUUUUGCACUCCUGGAUUACGGCCUUUAAAAAAGAGCUGGUGCGGCAUUUUUUAAUUCAUGCAGCAGAUAGCUUGCUGUAAUGUGUGAAUUGCAACAGCCUAAAAGGAUUAUGGGGAAAAAUCAAGAUGUUUCUAAGAAGGCUUUGUGCUCCUGUCACCUGCAUGUAUCUUUCUGAAAGCUCUUCUGGAGAUUGGAUAAAGCCCUAGAUUUCCUCUUACUCUUUACUUACCAAUAAGCGAAGUGGCUGUUAAAUGUCUGUCCUAAUAAGCUUGAGUCUGUAAGUGAUAACUAUGCAUAAAUGUUUGAACUACAGUUUUACUCUACCUUAAAUACACCUAUUGUAUUCAUCAGGAAAUGACAUGGUUUUCAGACAAAAUAUGGUUAAAUAGUCACAGGCUGUAUUUUUGUGAAACAUUUCAAUUGUCUACCUAGAGUAACAAAUUUUCUUCUCUGUAUCCAUCAUCUGUAUAUUUUUUUUUCUUUAACAAACACUUCCUUGGUCUAAAGGAAGAUAAAAUAAAUACAGUACUCGUCUGGAAAUAGGAAUUUAACAUACCAUGACCGUUUUCUGUGGUCUUGAGCUAAGCUGCUUUUGUGUUUAGUUCUGUCCAUAGAAGGGCUAUAAAAUAGUUAAAAGUCGGGGUUUUGUACCUAGGGAUCACUCCUGGUACAAGCAGAAGCUUUAGUGAUUCGUAUCAGCUGUAAUUUCCAACAACAAUUUAGAAACACUGUAUUCUGGAUUAAGGAACACAUUCUGUCAUACCGUUUUUCAUGUAAAGUCUGCAUAUAAAAUGAAGAAACUUGAUUUUAUGUUUUAGUUUUGUUUUUUUUCUGUAUAUAAUGUUUUGUGUGUGUUUUAUUAUUUAAAUUUUAACUCUGAAUAUGUUAAAUGCUCCACAGACACGGGCAAUGCUUUCACUGAGAACAUUUAAGCAGCCAGUGGAACCAGCAAUGCAUUGCCCUAUAACUGGGCUCUCCAAAUGGAGACCUGUCGGCUGGAUGUGACCGUCCAAGGCAUUUUUGUGCUCAGCCUGCUUAGAGGCUUAACUGACAUCUUUGAAUGUCACUUAAAUAUAAUUGGCCUGCUACAUAUAAAAAGUUGGUCAGCACUACCUAAAAUGUGCCCUUAGCAUCCUUUUCCCUGGCUGUAAAAGUGGCGGUGUGCCAUUUCUUAUGUAGUCAGUAAUACUGCAUUAAUGCCCAAAUAUGUUAAGUCUUUUCACCUCAUGUGUGGAGCAUUAGUUGCCUCACCUGUGACAAGCAGCAUUUUGUUUAAUUGAUUGCUUUGCAUCACCGUUCCCUAUUCUGUUUUUGCAAACUUCAAUUUCCCCCAAUAAAAAAAAUAUUAAGUGACCGUCCCUGGGUCACUUAGUGUAUCUGUGCCUACAUCUGUGGAUUGGUAUGUCCUAUGAUAAGAGACCUCUUUGUCUUUUUGUAAUCCAUAUGUAAAACGCAUCUUAUUAAAAGGUCUGUAAA
Messenger RNA from Xenopus tropicalis (tropical clawed frog), 4376 nucleotides. It is a transcript of the gene grb10, whose product is annotated as growth factor receptor bound protein 10. Bases 737 to 2512 code for a protein of 591 amino acids. NCBI's taxonomy places the organism in Eukaryota, Metazoa, Chordata, Amphibia, Anura, Pipidae. The record is from RefSeq and is a predicted model, not a curated record. Gene Ontology annotation, cellular component: cytoplasm. The transcript is spliced from 20 exons. Gene Ontology annotation, biological process: signal transduction.